UGACAUCAAGAACUGAGCUGAUCUUUGUGAAUAAAACCAUGUGGACCUUGAUUCUCCUCAUUUGUUCCAUUCCCGUUGUCUCCCCAGCUUCAUCAAAUUUGUGGACAAACGAAAAAGUAACUGGAACUGUGGGAAGAUCAAUCACAAUAAAUUGUAGAUAUGACACAUGGUUCAAGUCCAACAUGAAAUACUGGUGUCUUGGUCGGUCUGCCCAUUGCUCAUAUUUGGUGAGAACAACUGAUCCAGGUGGACAGCGAGGGAGGAUGUCAAUCAAAGAUAACACAGCACAAGGAGUAUUUGUUGUGACCAUGGAGGAUCUUCACAUCAAAGAUGCAGGAUGGUACAGCUGUGGUAUUGGUAGACAAGUUAUUGAUGAAUUAUGUGCUGUGAAGGUUGAAGUAUCUGAUGAACCUGUGUCUGUUCCUGUAAUUAGAUUUUUAACACCAAAUAUCUGGUGUUUUGAGAACCUAGUUUCUGUCUCCUGUGAAUCUGUCCAGGGAUCCUUGCCCAUUCAGUACACAUGGUACGAAAGGACCCGAUCUGUAGGUUCAAAGAUUUCUGAAAGCAAUACACUGGAUCUACAUUGUCAAUUAAUCAAACAACAAUAUCAUCAAUAUUACUGCAUAGCCUCAAAUACUCAGGGAGAAAAAUACAGUGAAACGGUGAAAGUGGCAAUCGUCCAGAGAUCAGAGAGGAACUGCAGUUUCAUGGCACAGAUUGGGAGCCGAGGUUCAGGUGUAGUGCCGGUGAAAAAUAAAAUAACAGGAGUUUUGGGAAGAGCGAUCACAAUAGAUUGUCACUAUGACCAAUGGUCACAAUGGUCUGUGAAACUUUGGAUGCACCAGUGCUCUGUUUUAGUAAAAUCAAGUGAACAUCAUGGACAACGAGGAAGGAUGUCGAUCACAGAUAACACGACACAAAAUAAAUUUUCUGUUACUAUGGAGGAUCUUCGCUCAGAAGAUGCAGGAUGGUACAGCUGUGGUAUUGACCAAUUCGGCCUCAUUUCAGUAUCUGCUGUAGAGCUCCAAAUAUCUGAUGAACCGGUGUCUGUUCCUGAACUUAGAUUUUUAUCAUCUCCACCAAAUGCCUCUUGUUUUGGGAGCUCGGUGUCAAUCUCCUGUGAAUCUGUCCAGGGAUCCCUCCCCAUUCACUACACAUGGUAUGAAAGGACCCCAUCUCAAGAUUCAAAGAUCUCUAACACAAAUAAACUGGAUCUACAUUGUCAAUCCUUCAAACAGCAACAUCAUCAAUAUUACUGCACAGCCUCAAAUACUCAAGGAGAAAAAUCCAGUGAAAUGGUUAAUGUGUCAGUCACACACAGACCAGGGGAGAACUGCAGUUAUGUGGCGCAAAUCAGCACCAGUGGAGCUGAUUACUGCUAUAAAAUUUCAACAGUAUCAUCGAAAACUACAAAUUCAAACGUCACGUCUCAACUUAAUAUAAGUCUGGUUUACAUUGUGGUCGGUGCACUGGGGGCCAUGAUCAUUGUUUUUGCUGUUUCUCUGCUUUUGUACCUGAGGCAAGUCAAGAAGGAAUUGAAGAAGAAGAAGAGAACAAAUCAAUGUCAGGCUGCAACAUGUCAUCAGUGUCGCCUUUUUACAAAUAUCCAUCAUCCCUAUUGUAAUUUUCCAGGUAAAGGUGGUAUAGGUGCUGGAACGGAUAAUGCUUUUGAGAAUCAGCAAAUGGUAGGAGCAGAAGAGAACAUUGUAUAUUCAAGUAUUCACAGUCAAAGCAGGUCAAGACAGAGUGAAGGAACUGUCCAUUUCAAGAAUACUACAGAUGGAGUCAUAUAUGCAGAUUUACACUUUCAAAAGAAGUCAUCAGCACGGAAUGGUGAGACAUCAAGUUGUUCAGCUAACAGGGGAAAUGCCCUGGUUCAAAGCCAGCUUCCAGAGGACAAUGUAGUCUCUUCAACAACAGAGAAUCCACCUGAAUCUGAAAUGGCAAUUUAUGCUAAUGUUAAAUGUUCGUCAGGCUUCUUGAUCCUUGCUGUAGCUGCAGCAUCAAGAUCUGAACUGAUCUUUGAGAAUAAAAUGAUGUGGACUUUGAUUCUCCUCAUUUGUUCCAUUCCUGUUUCAGGUGCUUUAUGGGCAGAGGAACACGUAACGGGAAUUUUGGGAAGAGCGAUCACAAUAUCUUGUCAUUACGAAGCGCAGCAGUACCAGUCACACGUGAAAUAUUGGUGUCAAGGAUGGAGUCGUCUGUGUUCUGUUAGAGCAAAAACAAAUUGGCCAAAUGGGAGAAUAACGAUCACUGACGACAAAACACAAGGAAUAUUUCUUGUCACAAUCACUAAUCUUCAAUGGGAAGAUGCAGGAUGGUACAACUGUGGGAUUAAGACUUUUGCCUUUGACCCAAUGUUUAAUGUAAAGCUGAACAUCUCUGACGAAGCCGUCUCUUUUCCUGGACUUCGAUUUUUAUCCCAACCAAAUGUCUCAUGUUCUGGGGGUUCAGUGACAGUCUCCUGUGAGUCUGCCCAGGGAUCCCUCCCCAUUCACUACACAUGGUCUGAGAAGACCCCAUCUCAAGGUUCAAUGAUCUCUGACACCAAUAAACUGGAUCUACAUUGUCAAUCCUUCACACAGAAACAUCAUCAAUAUUACUGCACAGCCUCAAAUACUCAGGGAACAAAACCCAGUGAAAUUGUUCAUGUGUCAGUCAACAAUGUAAGAGAGAAGAACUGCAGUUACAGGAUACAGACCAACAGCAUCAGAAGGGAAUAUACUUGUGACAAAUCCUCAACAAAAUCAUCAACAACAUUCAAAACAAUAUCACCAACAGCAACAGGAACAUCGGCAGGACCCAAGUCUGUCAGGAAAAGUUACGUUGCCUGGGAUGGGAUACGCUGGGUACUCUUCACUCUCCUGGUGAUUUGUUCUGUUUCAGUCACAUUGUUUACAUGAAAACAUUAGGUGAGCAUCAUGGCCUUUACACGAAUGAUUUUGAGCACUCUAAGUUCCCCAUCAAUGAGGUGGCCCUGGGUGGAGGGGUUUCGAAGCAGGAGACACAGUUUGAGAAGAAUGGGUUGACCAUUUGUGACUGAGAUGAGCAGGAAUUUCUUCACUCAGAGGGUGUUGGUUUGUUGGAAUUCUCUGCUCCAGAGAGCUCUGGAGGGACCAGCCUUGAGUAUAUUCAAAACAGAGAUCGAUAAUGUUCUGGGUAAUAAAGAUAUGGAGGGACAUGGGGUGGUAGUGCAAGUAAAAUGAUAUUCAGGUGGAAGAUCUGCUCUGAUGCAGGUGAAUGCUGAGGGACCCUCGAGGGGCUGAAUGGCCUACUCUGUUCCUGCCUCAUCUCUCUCCAUGGUGGCCUCAUGCUGUUAAAUGCUGUCAUUGAACCAGCCUCCACCAUUUCGUAUGACAGAUCGUUUCACACACAUGCCCAUCCUUUGUGUGAAAAAGUUACUCCUCAGGUCAUUUUGAAAUAAUUUCUCUCUCACCUUCAA
Molecule: messenger RNA, 3442 nt
Organism: Chiloscyllium plagiosum (whitespotted bambooshark)
Lineage: Eukaryota; Metazoa; Chordata; Chondrichthyes; Orectolobiformes; Hemiscylliidae
Source: RefSeq, a predicted model, not a curated record